GUUGACAGAAGCUAUAGUAGCAGUCGUAUUGUAUUUUUAAUUUUAUAAUUUUAUCGAAUCCAAAAAACCUCUUUCAAAAUGGAGUGUGAUCCGAUGAAUUCACACAAACACAAUCUGUGCAAGGAGCUUGUGUGCAUCGAGUAUCCAGGAAUUGUGCGUAAUCCUGAUCGAAUGAUUGCGUCCCUUGGUGGCAAUAUUGAACUCAGCAAUACCAUUUGCUCGGAGAAACGUCGUCUGGAACUCCGCCUGCGACCGGAUUCCAUCUACGCAAAGCCGGUGUUCGGUGACCGGAACAAUACAACGGGAAUUGUGUUCAAGCUCAAAAUUAGACGGAAACGGAAGCAACCCAACGAAGUUGAGGUCAGCUCAAUAGAAAUCGCAGGUCACGUUAACUUACUCUAUAAAUUCGAGAGUAUGUGUGAUUUUCAGCUACUUCCGGCGGCACGGAAUCAAAUGGGGAGAGUUGAGUGCGUGUACGAGAAAAUCGUUCCAAGUGGUGUUAUUGUCUCGCACCAGAUAGGAGAUAGCGGUCAUGUACCGUUUUUUAUGCCUCCCAUUUCCUUCAGUAGAUUUGAUAACGCCCAACUCAGUAUAUUUAAAUCGAAAGAUAUUACGUCGGAUCUGUUUAAUCCAGGGGAAAGAGAGCGAGCGCGAAGGACAAAGCAUGGAAUAUAUCAUUCGUUUAGUUUAUCAGAUCCGCUCCCCGCGGAGCCAAAUGCUCUGGCAAUACAGACCCUUCGCAGCAGGAAUGUUCAGGAAAGAACAAUCAGUUUGAUCACGAAGAGUUUUCACGAACGACCCGUCUGGACAAAAGCUGCACUUAAAAGCACCCUCCAGUUGAGCGAAGAUGACAUCCGUUAUGUGCUACCAUCCGUUGCCUAUUAUUUCGUAAAUGGUCCAUGGCGCGGAACCUGGACUCGCUUUGGUUACGAUCCUCGAAAGUUUUUCGAGUCUCGCUUCUAUCAGUUGCUAGAUUUCCGCAUUCGCUCCAUUGGUGACCUCCACGCUAAGGUGAACGUCAAACGGACACAUAAACCUACUAAACCUUGCAUGCGUUUUGCCAAUCCAGCAUCGAACACACGUGAUCCAGAGAAACCAAGCCUCAAUCAGUCGAUUGCGCCGAAAAAUAAUUUCAUCUUUACAAUGGACACUUUACCACAGAUGAGAAUAAUUUUCUAUCAGUACUGUGAUGUUCAGGUGCCACGAAUUCAACAGAUGCUGGAGAAGAUUCCAACACCGAUGACGGGGGCGAUUUGUAACGAGAAAACCGGGUGGUUGCCACCGCGGUUCGACGAACAGUGCCGAGACAUAUUGACCGAAAUAGUGCUGAACAAUUUUAGGAAAAAGAAGGAAUCUGAUCCCACCGCAAUGGAGCUGGACGAAACGGAGGAAGAAGAAACCGAGCUGACGUUCGACGAGGAAGAUGAUUCCGGGGAAGAAAGUGAGGAUUGAAAUUUCUCUAAAUGAAAAUGUCCAGAAGUAUGGGGAAACUAGCUGACCCGGCAAACGUUGUUCUGCCAUAUAAAUUAUUUCUGGUGAAUAUGUUGGUUGUUGAAUAAAAAAUAACUAAUGUGUUGUAAGUGUGUUUAAAUGUUUUAACGAUCUAUAAUAUUGAUCGAAGGUGAUCGAUAAAAUAUAAGGAAUGAAUUCAACGAUUUGAUCGAAAUCGGCUUUUGCAUUAUGAUAUCCAUUCAAUAGUACUUUAUAAUAGGUUAAUCUCUUCUUUACGCAAAAUAAACAUCAAGAUACAGCGCGGACUCGAUUAUAUACAGUCU
Messenger RNA from Toxorhynchites rutilus septentrionalis, 1775 nucleotides. RefSeq names its product general transcription factor 3C polypeptide 5 (gene l(2)37Cd). The transcript is spliced from 2 exons. Gene Ontology annotation, biological process: transcription initiation at RNA polymerase III promoter. Gene Ontology annotation, cellular component: transcription factor TFIIIC complex. The coding region runs from base 79 to 1452 and encodes 457 amino acids. The record is from RefSeq and is a predicted model, not a curated record. Lineage: Eukaryota; Metazoa; Arthropoda; Insecta; Diptera; Culicidae.